UCACAUUUUGGGCCUAAAUGUACGGCCCAUGAAAGUUUCACCAACAAUGGGCUCACCCAGUACAAUUGGGCCCAUUCCCAAAAUAAGCCUAAAUAGCUCUGCUCCCGAUGCUAACACUGUACAAUCGCGCCGCGCUCCUAUCGCCCUGCGCUGCGUUGCGUUCCGAUGGGCUCGGCGUUGCCGCAAACGCGCGCGCGAUGGCCCCCUGCGUUCCCGCCACCGCGAUUCCCACCUCCGCGCAUUUAAACUCCCUCUUCGCGCGCUGCGUCUCCUCGCUCCCCCUCCUCCGCCAACUCCACGCGCGCCUCCUCCUCCUCCACGGCCUCCCCCUCUCCACUGCGCUCGCCUCGCGCCUCGCCCACGCCUACUUCGUCUCCGCCUCCGCCCGCGAUGCGCGCCAUGUGUUCGACCAAAUCCCCCACCGAACCCCGCACGCGUGGAACACCAUGUUCGCCGGGUACUACCGCGCCCGCCUCCUCCCCGAGCUCCUGCUUCUCUACAAGCUCUCCCAUUCCCACAAUCACAGGCCCGAUAGCUUCGCCUUGGCCUUCGCCCUCCGAGCCUGUGCCGGCCUCUCUCUUCUCGGGCCGGGCUCGUCGAUUCACUCGCAGGCGAUCCGGUCCGGUCUCGAUGCGAAUGCGUUCGUGUCGCCUCCGCUGAUGAACAUGUAUGUCGAUUUGGGUUCUCUAGAUGAUGCAGAGAAGAUGUUUAACUGUGUUAAUGUGGCGGAUUCUGCUUGCUGGGGUCUCAUGAUGAAAGGGUAUUCGAGGGCAUCGGUGGAUGAGCAGGUCUUCGAUUUGUUUGGACGGAUGAAGGAAUUGAAGCUCGAAUUGGAUCCGUGCGCGGCGGUGUGUUUAGCUAGGGCUUGUGGGAAUAUUUGCGCCGCUAAAGAAGGGCGGGCGAUUCAUGGUUUCUGCAUAAAAACCAACUAUUUGGAUUGUAAUAUCUAUUUGAAAACUUCUCUGGUCGAUAUGUACGGGAAAAGCGGAUUCAUUGACUUUGCAUUGAAGUUGUUUGAUGAAAUGCCAUCAAAAGAUGUCGUUUCUUGGAGUUCCGUAAUCUCGGGAUUGGCCCAAUGCAGGAGAGGUUAUGAAGCGCUCCGAGUGUUUCGAGAUAUGUUAGAAGAGUCAAUAAUGCCAAAUGAGGUCACAUAUGCCAGUGUUCUUUUGGCGUGCGCUCACCUCGGAGCGUCGUUUCAAGGAAAGAGUGUCCACGGCUUUAUGAUCCGUAGUAAUAUUGAACUAGAUGUGGUUACUAACACUGCCUUAGUUGACAUGUAUGCAAAGUGUGGGUUUCCGUUACUGGCGUACAAGGUGUUUGGUAUUAUGCCCGUAAGGAAUGUCUUCUCUUGGAGCGCCAUGAUUGGUGCGUUCGGUGCACACGGAAUGUACUUGAGAGCACUCGAUCUUUUUGACGAAAUGAGGUCGGCGAAUCUCGCACCUAAUCAUGUCACAUUCGUUUCAGUGUUGUCGGCGUGCAGCCAUUCUGGUAUGGUUAAGGACGGGCGGAUCUAUUUCGAGUCGAUGACAAAGGACUAUAAGAUUACUCCGACAAAUGAGCAUUACUGUUGUAUGGUCGAUCUCCUUGGCCGAGCCGGGCUUAUCGAAGAAGCUCAAGCACUGAUUGAGGAAAUGCCAGUGAAGCCUAGUGCUAGUGUAUGGGGUGCUCUCUUGGGUGCUUGUAGAAUACAUAAGAGGGUAGAAUUAGCUGAGAAAGUAGCUGAGAAGCUCUUUGUUUUGGAGCCCAAUCAGCCAGGAGCUCAUGUAUUGCUUUCUAAUAUCUACGCUGCGGCUGAAAUGUGGGAGAUGGUCAAGAAGACGAGAGACGUGAUGAAUAAAAGAGGACUGCGGAAAACAUUUGGUUAUAGCACGAUUGAAGUCGAUAAAAUGGUCUACAUUUUUAAUGUCAUGGAUAGAAGAAACCGUAAGGACAACGAAAUUUUAGAGUUUUGGCGCGAGUUAAGUAACCAAAUGAAGGAAUUGGGUUAUGUGCCGGACUUAUCGUUUACUCUUCAUGAUGUUGAUGAUGAGAGCAAGGAAGAAGUGCUUUGCGGUCACAGUGAGAAGAUGGCGAUGGCUUUUGGGCUUUUGAGAACCAAAGAUGGUAUACCUUUAAGGAUAACGAAAAACUUGAGAGUAUGUGGAGAUUGCCACACUGCGAGUAAGUUUAUUUCUUUGAUCACAAAGCGGGAGAUAAUAGUGAGAGAUUCUAGGAGAUUUCAUCAUGUUAAAAAUGGUGUUUGCUCAUGCGGAGAUUAUUGGUGAUAAUUGAUAAUGUUUCCUUUUCUGCGUACAACAAAUUUUCUUCAGUUUUCAUCCACUCUUUGCACUUUAUAAGUAUAUAGCUCUAAAAUGACAAAAACUUUUGCCAAGUGUUUCAUCAUUUUGUUA
This is a messenger RNA of Ananas comosus (pineapple), 2390 nucleotides long. Its product is annotated as pentatricopeptide repeat-containing protein At1g06140, mitochondrial. The coding region runs from base 108 to 2264 and encodes 718 amino acids. NCBI's taxonomy places the organism in Eukaryota, Viridiplantae, Streptophyta, Magnoliopsida, Poales, Bromeliaceae. Gene Ontology annotation, biological process: RNA modification. The record is from RefSeq and is a predicted model, not a curated record. The transcript has a single exon. Gene Ontology annotation, molecular function: RNA binding; protein binding; zinc ion binding.